AUGGCCGAAUCGAUCCAGGACGGUCCAGACGACGACGUGGUAUACAUCACUUCUCCUCCCGCAGAGGGUAUUGAUCCCGACGCUUCGCGUGAGUUCCUCGACCUUUUCCGUACGUGGAAUGGGCGAGAUAUUCCCCUCGCGUCCUAUUACAUUGAUAACCUUUCCCACGAUAUCGAAUUCCAGAACCUGAUGCGCUGGGUCACCGAUCCUGACACAGGUGAUACCGCCAUGCACGUCGCGGCCGCUGUUGGAAAUAUGAAAGCCUUCGAUGCCACUGCACAGAGCUUUGGGAGGGAAUGGGAUCGCAACAGCUGGUUUAAGACCUGUUUCAGAGCCGUCUUCUUCCUUCGAAACAAGGCCGGAGAUACCAUCUUCCAUGUCGCAGCCCGCACCGGCCGUCUGGACGUCAUCAAUGCGGCCUGGCAUCACUUCUGGCAGUUCGAAACCGAUGUCGACCUUCUGUGGGUACCCGACUACAUUGUAGCUACUGUUCUUCUGGCCAGGAAGAACGCUGUUGGGCACACGGCCGCUGAUGAGGCUACUAUUUCUGGCUAUGCGGACGUCGCGGAGUGGUUAAAUCAAGGGCUGGAUCGCGUUACUCUUGGCGGUAAAAGAGCUACAAAGAGUAGGAUGGCUAGAAUGGAGGAGCUAGUCGACGGUCGCUACGAUAUCGAUGAACACCAUCUCACCUGGGAUCAAAUUCCACGGGUAGGGCUAUACUAUCCUCCUAAGUACAGAUCCUAG
This is a messenger RNA of Colletotrichum gloeosporioides, 744 nucleotides long. RefSeq lists its product as uncharacterized. NCBI's taxonomy places the organism in Eukaryota, Fungi, Ascomycota, Sordariomycetes, Glomerellales, Glomerellaceae. The transcript has 2 exons. The record is from RefSeq and is a predicted model, not a curated record. Bases 1 to 744 code for a protein of 247 amino acids.